Xyrichtys novacula (pearly razorfish) is the source of this 1798-nucleotide messenger RNA. The record is from the annotation of a GenBank genome assembly. Lineage: Eukaryota; Metazoa; Chordata; Actinopteri; Labriformes; Labridae.
AUGGGUGACUCCAUCAUCAAAGGUAUCUGCUUUUUCUACGCCAUCACUCUGCCUUUUCCUGGCGCUACACUAGCAGACAUCACAGACAAAAUGCCCUCCCUUCUCCGUACACUCCCUCCUCAGUCCACCGCAUCAUCCUCCAUGUCGGUGUAAACGACACCUCGUGAUAUCAACGCGACAAAACAAAACAUGAUUUCAAAAAACUUGUAUUGUCUGUCGCCAACUGUGGCAAGUCAAUGUUCUUCAGCGGACCCCUGCUGACUGUCCUCCCGCACAAGGAGCGUUGCACCCGACUCCUAACGCUGAGCCGCUGGGCUCAGACCUACUGCUGCGCUCACAAAACCCACUUCAUCAACAACUUUCACCCCUUUCACUCCACAGCACCACUACCUCCCAACCACAGCGCCCCUCAAGGCUGCCAACUGAACUAUCCCCCUCAUCUCCUUUCCACCAUGAAACUCAUUAUUCCCCACUUGCUGGCUCCAUCCCCACCAUCAUCUGCUGCAGACGCCCCCAUCAGCCCACUUCCAGAGUGUGCAACCCUACCACCUUCUCGCUCCCCCCGGCCCCCUCUUUUGAACACAUCGCCCUUAAACUCCCCGGACCAUCACCACUCAUCAUUACUGUCCUCUACCGCCCACCCAAACCCAACCCCUCUUUCCUCCAGGACUUCUCAGACUUUCUUCUUCAGCUUAGCACCAUCUCACCAUCCAUCCUCCGCCUCAGCGACCUCAACCUCCAUCUUGACGACCCCACCUCCCGACCUGCUCAAGACUUUUUGGACAUCCUCAACCACUGCAAUUUCACCCAACACAUUAACUUCCCCACCCACAAGCAUGGCCAUAUCCUUGAUCCUGUCUGCUCCACCAACAUAACAAUCUCCGACAUCUCCAGCUACAACCUCCACAUCUCAGACCACCUCGCAAUCACCCUAGACAUUCACAUCCAUCAACCAAGCCCUACUACCCCAAGGACUAUUACAUUUCGCAAACUCACCCCCCUCUCCCCAGAACAGUUUGCACUUCAGCUGGUAAACUCCAUCCCCACCUCCCCUUCCCCUCCUUCUGCCAAUACCGGCGACCUCAUCAAGCUGUACAACUCCACCCUCUUGUCCUGCCUCGACAAUAUCGCACCCAUCCACCAAAGAACUGUCUCCUACCGUCGCCCUGCCCCCUUGUACACCCCCAAGCUCAGGGAGAUGAAAAGAACAAAACGCCAACUCGAACGCCUCCACAAGAAAACUGGUCUCACUGUCCACCUCCACGCCCUCACCGAGUACAUCCACAAAUACAACAACACCCUUAACACCGCCCAGACCUCCCACUACUCCAACAUCAUCCAUGCUGGCUCUAGUAAUCCCAGAUCCCUAUUCUCCACAGUCAACUGUCUGCUCGAACCCCAGGAUCAUAUCUCCUCAUCAUUCACUACCAGCAAAUGCAACACCUUCCUCAAAUACUCAAAGAUAAAAUCAACUCCAUCUACCACUCCCUUGGCCCCCUGCUCCAUCUCCUCCACCACCCUUGCCACCGUCACCUCCUGCCUCAACAAAAUAAAAACCUGGAUGCACCACAAUUUUCUCAAACUCAACAGAGACAAAUCAGAUCUCAUAAUCAUCGGUCCCAAAACCCUCACCAAAACCACCUCAGACAUCUCCAUCCACGUUGACCAAUCCUGUCAUAUCACCCCCUCUUCACUUGUCCGCAACCUUGGUAUCCAUCUCGACCCCAACCUCACUUUUGACCACCACAUCUCCCAACUUGCCCGCUCCGCUUUCCUUCACCUGCAAAACAUUGCAUGA